Vespula vulgaris is the source of this 1506-nucleotide messenger RNA. It is a transcript of the gene Spx, whose product is annotated as splicing factor 3B subunit 4. Gene Ontology annotation, cellular component: nucleolus; U12-type spliceosomal complex. Gene Ontology annotation, molecular function: RNA binding. The coding region runs from base 114 to 1352 and encodes 412 amino acids. NCBI's taxonomy places the organism in Eukaryota, Metazoa, Arthropoda, Insecta, Hymenoptera, Vespidae. The record is from RefSeq and is a predicted model, not a curated record. The transcript is spliced from 4 exons. Gene Ontology annotation, biological process: positive regulation of mRNA splicing, via spliceosome.
UAUAAAUGUAAAGAUAUCCUCCAUAUUGUAUUCAUCGUUUGUUAUAUUUUAAUCGCAAGUGAUUAUCAUUGAUAAACAAGUACCUUCAUUAAUUUAAGCAUAUAAGUUGCAUUAUGGCAGCAGGUCCGAUAGCAGAGCGUAAUCAAGACGCUACAAUCUAUGUGGGAGGACUAGACGACAAAGUUACAGAAUCUUUGAUGUGGGAAUUAUUUGUCCAAUCUGGUCCAGUGGUAAAUGUACAUAUGCCAAAGGAUAGAGUAACACAAAUGCAUCAAGGUUAUGGAUUCGUCGAAUUUAUGGGAGAAGAAGAUGCGGAUUAUGCUAUUAAAAUUAUGAAUAUGAUAAAAUUAUAUGGUAAACCAAUCAGAGUCAAUAAAGCAAGUGCUCAUCAGAAGAAUCUGGACGUUGGAGCCAAUAUCUUUAUCGGUAAUCUAGAUCCUGAGGUAGAUGAGAAGUUAUUAUACGAUACGUUCAGUGCAUUUGGUGUUAUCCUUCAGACUCCAAAAAUAAUGAGAGAUCCAGAGACUGGAAAUUCAAAGGGAUUUGCAUUCAUUAAUUUUGCUUCUUUUGAUGCAUCCGAUGCUAGUAUAGAAGCAAUGAACGGGCAGUAUCUUUGCAAUAGACCAAUAUCCGUGUCAUAUGCAUUUAAACGUGACGCGAAAGGCGAGAGGCAUGGAAGUGCAGCAGAGAGACUUUUGGCAGCGCAAAAUCCUUUGAGUCAAGCGGACAGACCGCAUCAAUUGUUCGCCGAUGCUCCACCUUUGGCACCACCACCGAUGCCAAAUUCGACCGCGGUGGCUCAUCAAGCGGCUCAUCAUCCUCAACAUCACGUAAUGCAUCACGGAAUGGUGGUACCUCCACCACCACCACCGGCUACACCGGGUCCACCUAUGGGACAUCCUCCACCACCACCUGUACCACCACCACCUUCCAGUGGAUUUCCACCUGCGAGCAUACCACCUCCGCCGUUACCUCCGAUGUCAAUGGCUACUCAUCCACCUUUACCACCUGGAAUGCCACCACCUUUGCCACCUAUGCCCGUACCGACUUCUCAAGCUCAGCAAGCACAAACGAGAAUGAUGGCACCACCGCCACCUCACUGGGCCGGUGGAGCACCACCGCAAGGCCAAUUUCCACCUCCUCCACCUCCGGCAUCAAGCGGCGGACCACCGCCACAAUUUGGACAAUUCCAACCUUCACCGCCUCGACCUCCACCAGGCUGGAGACAUCCACCGCCACCUCCCGUGUCUCAAGGUGGCCCUCCACCACCGCCACCACCGCAAUUUAGGCCACCGUUCCCUCCGCGAGGGCCACCACCGCCGCCGCCACCUCACGAUGCCACCCAGUAUUAAUCUUAUAUAUUUCUAGUUCAACCUGCAGCACGUAUCUCGUGGAAAAAUGUACUACGUACAUACUACAAUCGGUCCUUAAAACAUUUUUAUAUUUGAGAACCGACUCGAAGAGAAUUAUUUUACAUGGGAAUAAUAGAAUAAAUUUUGAAAAAUA